Suillus paluster is the source of this 395-nucleotide messenger RNA. RefSeq lists its product as uncharacterized. Bases 1 to 363 code for a protein of 120 amino acids. The record is from RefSeq and is a predicted model, not a curated record. The transcript is spliced from 5 exons. NCBI's taxonomy places the organism in Eukaryota, Fungi, Basidiomycota, Agaricomycetes, Boletales, Suillaceae.
AUGAAAGUCUAUAUUACCAUAAAGUUUGGUCAAGAUCUUAUUUUUGCCUCUCUUCUCUUCUUCUUGCUUCUCUAUCCUUCUCUUGGUGUUGAUGUUGUUGGUACUGGUACUGGUGCUGGUGCUUUGAACUCUGCUCUCUUCCCUCCUGCUCCUCCUCCCCCCAACUAUUUUCGCAUUUUUGACCAUUUGGCAAGUCUUUUCUCUGACUCUCACUUCCUCCUGUCUAAUCCUCUCCUUCUAGCUCCCUUCCCUCCUCUUCCCUCAAGAAUUUUCGCAAUUUUCACUAUUUGUUCUCUUGCCUCUUCCUCCUGUAAUUUUCGCAUUUUUGCCUGUUUUGUAGUUAUUAGUUUACAUGUAUUGUAGUAGUUGAAAUAUAAUUUGGUAAUUUUCGCUUU